AAAUUAUGAAUUGUAAAUUUAUGGCUAGGUACUGUAAUAAAUCUAAUUUGAGGAACUUACAAAGAUUAUGAAAAAACAAUAUACCUUUUAUUUAUUGGCCCACUUAUAGCCUACAACCAUUAUUUUCAAGCUUGAAGUCGUAUAUACUAUGUCGCUACUUAUAAUCGCUCUGCUAUGUUUUGGCUCAAGAGAAAAAUGCGAAAGAACUUUCAAAAACUGGUUAAUCUGUUGAAAAUUGUUUACUACAAAAAAAACACCCUCAUGAUCAGGUGCCUAUGCUGUAAGGUCAGCUGUUUCUGUAUUUAAAAGUUUCUGAAAAAGGACCCAGUAUUACAGAAUCAUCUAAACAAGUUUAUUUUAGCAAAAGUUUUUAAAACUUACUUUGAAACAAUACUUUUUAACACAAUGGUUUCAUCUUAUUUGAUAAUUUUUAAAGAUACUUUGAUCUGGGAUAUUGUUACAUAUCCUCUUGAGUAUGCCAGUUUUCUUGUUCAGAUUGGAUACAGACCGGAAAAUGAUAUUGUUAGUAGCAAUCUCUUUAGGAGAAGCUUCGGGGUUUCAAGUGUUACAAGCACUGUUGGGCAUAUCUACAAGACAGACGGUCUGAUAGGCUGUUACAAUGGAAUGAGACCGUACAUUUGCUCUCAAUUCAUAUCGAAAGCGAUUAUUCAGCUUUACUCUGACAAAUUUCCGCCACAUGGAAGGUGGAGGAAAAUCGAUACUAUUUCACCAUCCUCUGUCUACGAAGAUGAUUCCUCCACUAGACAAACUGCAGUUGAAUGGAGACCUGUCUGUUUACAAGGGGCCAUUGAUCUACUGUCACAAUUAACGGCAAUAACAAUUUCGCAUCCAUUGACAAUUGUCACUUAUCGUAUGAUGGCUCAGUUUGUUGGCCGAGAACAAAAAUACACAGGAGUCUGCAGUUCCCUAUGUACCAUUUAUGAAGAACAGGGCAUCUGUGGGUUUUUUGUUGGACUGGCUCCACAAUUGAUGAGACAGAUUAUAUCUUUUGUAUCCUUGUCUGCGGUAUUGUUCAUUCUAGAGAAAUAUACGAGAAGUAAACCUGCUCUCUGCGAUUUCUCAUCCAACCUUGCUGAUGUGGCAAUAAGAAAUUUGACAUACCCUCUGCAUAUUGUGUCUGUAUUUACAGCAGCUAACGAUUUUGACCUGAGAGCAGUUUCCCCACCACUGAUGCCAGAUUUCAAUGGCGAUUGGACAGAGUGCUGGAAUUACAUGAGCAAAACGGGCCAAUUGAAGAGGGCCUGGUUCCCAUUCCGACGUUACUCCCACACAAUGCCAGCCAAAUCAAUCAAGAUUUCCAUUGAUGAGUUGGAUUGAAAAAAUAUGAACCUACCGAAACCCGAAAAAUAUUUUAAGAACAGCAUGCAGGUGACUAGGCGACAUGGAAGCGAUGCAAUACAUGUCUCAUCAAACUAAUAUUAUAUUUCAAUGAUUUUAGAUAAGCCAAAGUUAAUGAUGUUUAGAUAAUGAUUUGAGUUUGAAGCCAAAGAAAAAUGUCUGAGAAGCCAUGGAUCGUGAGAAAGGAGUUAAGAUUGUAAUGAAACGUUUUUUGAAAAAUAUGAAGACCACUUGAAACAGGCAAACCGGUACCUACAGCACUUUUUUAUCAAACGAAUUUUAUUUAACUUGACAAGUACCUAUAUGAUUUUAGAAAAGCUAUUUUAUUUUUAAUACACUUUUUGAUAAAAUGUUUUUAUGUACAUAAAGUUAUGUUUUUUAUGAUUUUAGAAAAGCUAUUUUAUUUUUAAUACACUUUUUUAUAAAAUGUUUUUACGUACAUAAAGUGAUGUUUUAAAUC
Molecule: messenger RNA, 1819 nt
Organism: Nilaparvata lugens (brown planthopper)
Lineage: Eukaryota; Metazoa; Arthropoda; Insecta; Hemiptera; Delphacidae
Product: mitochondrial carrier homolog 2
Exons: 7
Coding region: 406-1338 (310 amino acids)
Source: RefSeq, a predicted model, not a curated record